Messenger RNA from Rubroshorea leprosula, 683 nucleotides. The record is from the annotation of a GenBank genome assembly. Lineage: Eukaryota; Viridiplantae; Streptophyta; Magnoliopsida; Malvales; Dipterocarpaceae.
CCUCAAACCAUUGUCUCUGAGCUUCUUCAUCUUGAGCAAGAGCCACCCAUUUCAUAAAGAGGCAAUUUUUGGGUUUCUUUUUGAGUCAAUUAUCAAGAAAUGGAGGCAAUGAAGGUGAAGCUUUUUGUUGCAAUGAUGGUGGCAGUUUUGGCCAUGUCUGCGGUGCAGAAGGCGUCAGCCGCCGAGCCUCCAGCUCCCAGCCCGGCAUCUGACGCUGCUGUCUAUGUCCCAACUUUCGUAGCUUCCCUUGCUGCUUUGGCUUUUGGGUUCUUCUAUUGAGAAUUGGGUAGACAGCAUGGUUUCUAAUUCUUUCUGUACCCAUUUGCUCUGUCCUUCUCCUCACACGUUCCUCUUUUCUCACCUCUCUCUUCCAUGGGAGAGAUGGGUCGGAGAAGAGAGGAAAUGGGUUUUUCAUUUUUUAUUUAUUUAUUGUUGAUGUUUUAGCAGGCUUUGAUUGGUGUGAAUUUUGUGUUAUAUUGGAUUUAUGUAUAAAUUUCUGUAAUUUUCAUUUUUCACUUGGAAUGUGGGAUUCAGAUUAGGCAAAUAAGGAGAUCAAGCGGAGGGAAGUGAUGUCUUGGUUGGUGGUGGAUUUGAUCAUACUUCUUGUAUCUUGUUCCAUUUUCCAUCUUUCUUUCACUUGUGUAUCUGAUUUAUUCUACUACUAAUAAAAUAUAUUCAUUUCU